GAGACGUCAUCGGAGCGUGAACUGCGAAGCGAAGUUGAUGAGCUGCGCAAUGAAGUUUCAACUCUGCGCGAUACCCUCAAUGAACAGAUCGUCCUUUUUGCUGACGAACGCAAACGCUGGGAAGAGGAGCGAGUCAAGAUUCUGAAAUCGAACGGUGUGUCAUCGGCUCGUUUGGGUGGUUUUUCCACGAGCAACGAUCCCGCCUCUACAUCGCUGCUGACCACCGGUCAGCUUUCCGGCAAUAUGAAGUUGAUGGGUGAUGGCAAAGCAUAUGUUGUAAGUCGUGAUCGCCUCAUUUGA
Molecule: messenger RNA, 300 nt
Organism: Gongylonema pulchrum
Lineage: Eukaryota; Metazoa; Nematoda; Chromadorea; Rhabditida; Gongylonematidae
Source: the annotation of a GenBank genome assembly